Messenger RNA from Gryllus bimaculatus (two-spotted cricket), 631 nucleotides. The record is from the annotation of a GenBank genome assembly. NCBI's taxonomy places the organism in Eukaryota, Metazoa, Arthropoda, Insecta, Orthoptera, Gryllidae.
AUGAGGAAGAAGAAGAAGAAAAGGAGAACAAAGAAGAGCUAUAAGAAGAAGAACAAAAGGAGGAUGAGGAAAAAGACAAAGGAUGAGGAAGAAGAGUUAAUGGCGGCUCCUGGACCGCCCACCGGAAUCAAUGAAAAAACCCCUAUUGACUGCGACGGCGGUGAAUUCGCGCCAGGAACUGUGAUGGAUUUGUUGUGUAAUUUUAUUCAAUCUUUGCAAAAGCCUCCUUCCGGCAGCGAAGACGCAGGGGACAAAAACAACCAAACUGAUGAUGAAGAAGAGUACGUAGGUACGAGUAGCAACGCAGCACCAAGUGGCGACGAAGAGAAUCCUGAAGUAGACCAUGAAGAUCAAGCCGAUGCUGAGCCAGAUGUGGAUAAGACACUUCUCACUAAAGUACUUUACAAUGUUUUAGCUCAGGAGUUGCAAAGAAAAACAACAGGAGGCAGAAAUCGUUUCAGCAAGAAUUCGGGCUAUCGUGGGGACUUCAAAGGUGGCCGUUGGAAUAACCGUUAUAGUGGGACAUAUAAAAGGAUCUAGACGAAUUUUGUUGAUGUGUUAAUCGUCCUAACCUAUUUUGUUAAUGGGGACAAAUGGUCGUGAACUCGGAUUGUGAUUCAAUCAUGAUGGU